AUGGACGCGCGUGCGUACGCACAAAUUAAAGAAGACUUGGACACGAAAGAUUGCCAUUUGAAUGCAAAUAUCGAUGAGAAACAACUAAGAAGCAAAGUAGAGGAUCAAUUCUCAGAGGAUUUAAAAGAAGUCGCGGAAGAUAUUCCGCUUGUACUUCUUCCAAAGAAAAAGGUAUUUUUCAUCUUCUUCUAUACAAAAAAAUUCUUAUUAUUUUUACAGCACUUCAUUUCUGCAGAAUGUGUCUUCAGUUUUGGGCGAUGAAUUUCUGGAAUAUUCUCUUCCUGAAAAUAGUGGUACGACACCCGAGUUUCAGUUUUCGGAAACUUGUAAGUUUUUAUUAUCAUUUCAUCUUUUUUUUCAAUUUCCUUGUUUGAUUUUCACUUUGGUUUAAUUUUCAGCGACGCUGGCCUCAGCUUUCGGAUAUGAAAAGAAGAAAAAUAUGUUGGAGCCGAUGGAUUCAGGGGCUACAAAGAUGAAGGAUAUGAUGAAAAAACGUCGGCCGGUGUAAUUUUUUCACGUUUAAAGAAGAAUUCGAAAAAAUAAGAACCUUAAAGUUUUUUGGGUAUACUUUGCCGUGGUUAUGCACUAUAUUUAAGUUUCUUUAUUAUUAUUUUUCAGGAAAUCCCCUGAACGGAUUCCCGACCCAGAACCAGUGCCUGAUGAGCCCAAAAUAGAAGUUGUUACGAUUGAAGAGGUGCUUUUUUUGAUAAAUUUAAGCUAAUUUUUAUUAAAAUUCAGGAAUCGGAUCUAGAAAUCGAUGAGCAAGGCAUUCCGUUGAAACCAGAAAUGCAGUUUCCUGUUGUAAAUUAUUUAUUCUUUGAUUGUAGUUUUUUUAAAAGAUUUUUUUAGAGCCAAUAUAUAGUCUUUGGAAUAAGAAUGUUAGAUAUUUUCAAUUUUCAUUGAUUAUUCAGUACAAUCCACUCCAAGCCGCGACGCGACGCGAGAAAUCCAAAAAUGGUCGCAGGCGAAAAUGGCAAACGCUAGAAACCGAAUUGUUUUACAGUAGGUUCUUUUCAAAUUCUUUUUUUUUUCAGUCAUCACAGUAUCUUUUUUUCGCUGCGAAAUUAUAUAUUUCUGAUUUAUGUGUUGAAGUUAUUGUAUAGGUGUGUAUCUUUAAUUCUAACUCGUCAAAUUACCUGGUGCUUGCAUUAUUGAGGUGAAAAGUUCCAGUUCUCAUUCAAAACCUUAUAAAUGCGCGGUUUUUGGAGACCUUACCCUCAAACUACACUUAACCACCCGUCGCAAGUAGUUUCUGGUCGGGCGAGCUCAAAAAUGAUUUUAGAAAAUCAAAACAGUUCGAGGCUUCACGAAGAAAAAAAUAGAGGUCAUUUUAGAUUAGAAGUCUUUCUGUUCGAUAAUUUUAAGCAAUAUUAAUUUUUUUUUUCGCGUUUUUUUUCGAUUUUUACAUUUUCUUUUGGUUCAGUGAGAAGCUGAAAGCGAAUGCUUCAUCCACGUUUUUCAGAGUUGAUCAAAGUAACUGGGGUCAAUUUCGACAUGAUGAGCGAGUUCAUGCCGUCAAGAACUGCAGAUGAACAUCGAGCCAAGUAUAAAAAAGAGUACAAAGUUGAUUUUGAGCGAAUGAGUCAAGUUUGAAAGUGAGGAUAAUUUUUGAUUCAAAAUGAUUUUUUCUAGACUUUGAGUUCACCUGGCGUUUUGGACUCUGAAGUCUUGGAAGAAAUCAAAAAACAAGACGUCGAGAAUGAAAAAAAUCGGAAUUUGCCGUUGAAAAUGAAACAAGCAGUGAGUUGAAAUGAUGAAAAAUUGAAAAAGAGAAUAAAAUCAUUCUGAAAGUUUAGCAAAAACGAGAAGAGGCAAAGCAAAGGACUUUGAAGGCGAGAACUGAGAGAAAAGCGGCGUGAGUUCCAUUUAUUUUUGGGGAGUCACAGAUAAAUUUGCAUUUCGUGGAAAUUGCUUUGAACACAUUUGCAAUAUCAUCGAGCGAUGAAAAGUUUUUAACUCUAAAAUUUUAUGACUUGUCUGUGCCCUCUCAGUCCCUCGUCGAUAUUUUUUUUUCAAAUGAUCUUUAGGGAAAAGAGAGUCCAGACAGGUUAGACUGCUUCAAGUCGUAUCUGAACAGGCGUAAAAGAAAAAUUUUCAAUUCAAGCCAUCAUUUUCAAUUUUUUUUUUCUAUACCUUUUCAACCCUGAAAAGCGUGGUAAUCUCUGCGUUCUCCAUCAACUAGACAGUCUCUCAUUUUUUCCGUGUCGAGACCCGUUUUUCGAUGGCUCAAGUCAUCCUUGAAUCGGCUAAAAUUAGUUCUCACAUACUUUGAUAGAAAUCAUUAGGCGUUAGAAAAACACUUUUUGCGUUCAUUUUUCAGAAAAUUCACUAAAUUUGGAAGCUUUUACCACGCAGAACUUGUGCUCAAACGCCAAAAAAAUGGAAAAAAAAAUGAGAAAAAAAGACAAUGCAUUGUUUCUACGUUCCAGGUGAAAAUUUUUUUUGGAUUUCAAUCAAAAUUAAAGCUGCAAAUAUAUUUUUCUUCAAAAAAAUUACAGAUUUUAGAUCUCUGAAACAUAAACAGGUUGAAAUACGUAAAUAUUCCUUUCGAACUCCAUUUCGGUCUGUUCAUAUGCUUUUUUCAACACCGCGAAAAUUCCUUCCAGAAAAGCGGAAGCGGCUCUGAAACAAAACGUGGAGAAGAAACAACAACGCGCCGCGGUCAAAGCUCAGCUUCUGGCCAGAAAAGUUGGAAAAACGGAAGAAUCUCAAAAGUACGACACGAUUUUAUGUCAAAAAGAUGUCUCAGAAACCAAGUUUGAUUAUUCGCCGAAGAGGAAGACCGCUAGACUAGAAAAUACUCAAGAAAAAUUGGCUCUUGAAUAA
Caenorhabditis auriculariae is the source of this 2826-nucleotide messenger RNA. Lineage: Eukaryota; Metazoa; Nematoda; Chromadorea; Rhabditida; Rhabditidae. The record is from the annotation of a GenBank genome assembly.